AAUCAUACAGAAAUCGAUAAAACAGUACCUAUAAAACAUUGUAUCUGAUAGAAUGGCUAAGAAUAACAACAUCGUGAUCGUCUUCGAUUUUGACAAGACAAUCAUCGAUGUAGACAGCGAUAAUUGGGUCGUGGAUGAACUUGGUUUCACUGAUUUGUUCAACCAGCUUCUCCCAACAAUGCCUUGGAACUCUCUCAUGAAUCGGAUGAUGAAGGAGCUUCAUGAUCAUGGUAAAACCAUUGAAGAAAUCAAACAAGUCCUUAGGAGAAUCCCAAUUCAUCCACGUGUCAUCCCAGCCAUCAAAUCUGCUCAUGCUUUAGGGUGCGAGCUGAGAAUAGUGAGCGACGCAAACACGUUGUUCAUCGAAACAAUCAUUGAACAUCUCGGGAUUGGUGAGUUUUUCUCCGAGAUUAACACAAAUCCAGGACUUGUAGAUGAACAAGGAAGAUUAAUAGUCUCUCCUUACCAUGACUUCACCAAAUCUUCUCAUGGUUGCUCUCGUUGCCCUCCUAACAUGUGCAAGGGUUUAAUAAUCGAUAGGAUUCAAGCUUCUCUAACGAAAGAAGGGAAGACGAGCAAGAUGAUCUAUCUUGGAGAUGGUGCUGGUGAUUACUGUCCCAGUCUUGGACUCAAAGCUGAAGAUUACAUGAUGCCAAGGAAGAAUUUCCCGGUUUGGGAUUUGAUUAGUCAAAAUCCCAUGUUGGUUAAGGCUACCGUUAGAGAUUGGACCGAUGGAGAAGAUAUGGAGAGGAUACUAAUGGAAAUAAUCAACGAAAUUAUGUCAUCAGAGGAAGGAGAGGAGAAUGACAAGAUGUUGAGCUCUGAAAACUGCAAGAUAUCUGUUGGGAUUGUUCAUGAACCUAUUCAAGUUCCUUUAAAUUUGGUCAAGUGAUUGAUGAAAACAAGAAAUUGAAGAUUUUUGUUUUGUAUUCGAGAUAUUCUUCAUGCAAUUAUGUAAGAUGUCUAAAGAUGAAUGGUUCAUGCACGUUAAGUGAUUUCUUUUUUUUGUAUACGUAAUUAAGGGAUCUCCUUCGGAGGAGCGUCUAGCUACCACGGAAGCUUAAUGGGCUCAUUUUUCGUAUCACUUCUUUAAUUAAGUCUCUUGUUCUUCGAUAAUGAAUAAUAGCAUAAUAUUACUCUAGUGAUCCAUCCAAUUAUAAAGAGAAUGUAAAGGAUGGUAUAAGUUAAGCAUGUAAACCCAUUCCGCAUUGGAUUAACCUGUUUGCAUGUUGAUCAAUUUCGCACACACA
Molecule: messenger RNA, 1250 nt
Organism: Arabidopsis thaliana (thale cress)
Lineage: Eukaryota; Viridiplantae; Streptophyta; Magnoliopsida; Brassicales; Brassicaceae
Gene: PEPC1
Product: Pyridoxal phosphate phosphatase-related protein
Exons: 4
Coding region: 53-892 (279 amino acids)
Molecular function (GO): phosphatase activity; inorganic diphosphate phosphatase activity; hydrolase activity
Source: RefSeq, marked reviewed